This is a messenger RNA of Penicillium canariense, 1929 nucleotides long. RefSeq names its product putative RNA exonuclease Rex3 (gene rex3). Lineage: Eukaryota; Fungi; Ascomycota; Eurotiomycetes; Eurotiales; Aspergillaceae. Gene Ontology annotation, molecular function: nucleic acid binding; exonuclease activity. Gene Ontology annotation, cellular component: nucleus. The record is from RefSeq and is a predicted model, not a curated record. The transcript has 2 exons. Bases 1 to 1929 code for a protein of 642 amino acids.
AUGUUCACAACACUGGGGCUAUUUACAGAGGUGGCUUGUCCACAGGGAGAACAUUGCUCUCUUCUGACAUGCAUGUUCUCCCACAAGGCCUCCGAUUCAUCUUCGGCCAACAAGCGCUCUGCUCGUACUACGGCAGCGUCAAAGAUGGAUAACACACAUCCUUCGAAGAAGCUCAAAACUCGAACUGAUACGUCCUCCCUGGAUGAUUAUUCGAUCUCGUCUCACGAAACGCCCAUCAACAUCGAAGCCAAUUCAGCAAUUACCGCAACAAAAUGCUGGCCCGGGUACUUCAAAACUAUCUUCAACUUCUCGGGGAGUAUCUCCGCCACCACCACGCUCAAACUCGAAGCCUGCGAAUGGCGGACCUUCAAGCACCACCGCCACCCUAAAGCGAACAACAUCGCAGCUCCCCCGCGGAAUGCGCCUAAAGAAAGCUUAAAUCCUCGCCUGUUAACGAAAGCUCCUGCUCCUCAUGGUGUCCGGACCGCUAUUCUCCAGAAACUACAUUCUACCAUGGUUUCACAGAAUGAAAAGCUCGCCAAGAGCAAGGAAAGCUCGAAUAAAUGUUUCAAAUUAACCGGCAAUGAGCUUGUGACGAUGGCCCUAGAUGAAGAGGAAAGGGUGGCAAAGGACAGCCCUGAUGUUUACUCCAAUGUGAUAAAGCUUCGAAUUGUGAAAUUGGCGAAGAUGAGCACGGAAGAGUGGGCCAAAGAGGUCAUGGAACAUCUCAAUGCCCGGUACUACAAACUUCCACCAGCCGACCCAACCCCAAAGGCUCCCAAGCAGAUCGAGACCGGUCUUACCACCAAACAAGAAAUUGUUCUUAUCUCUAAGCUGAUCACCCCCCUGAACGGCCUUGAGGAGUUUGGAUAUGUAACAAAAGCGCCCACCGCAGCAGAAAUCGAGACGGCCAGGCAAGGUGUCCUCGAUUCCAAGGGCUGGGAGAAGUGCGACCGUUGUGGCAGUCGAUUCCAGGUUUUCCCUGGUCGCCGUGAGGACGGCGCAUUGACCACUGGUGGCCUAUGUAUUCACCACAACAGCCGUCCCAUCUACCCUCCUCGCAAGAAGACGGAUCAUUAUACCGGCUCUGCAGAUCCAUAUUUCUCUUGCUGCGGUGAAUCUGUGGGCACGUCUGUUGGUUGCACCAAAAGUCCUCACCAUGUUUUCAAAGUCUCGGAGCCCAAGCGCCUUGCAUCAAUCCUCCAAUUCGAACCAACCCCGCAACAACCGGACAAAGGACCAAUGGACCCGGUGUGUUUCGACUGUGAGAUGGGCUACACGACACAAGGCUUGGAGUUGAUUCGCCUCACCGCCGUCAGCUGGCCAGAAGGCCGUGAGCUUCUUGACAUCCUCGUCAGGCCCAUUGGCGAGGUUUUAGACCUCAACUCGCGAUACUCGGGUGUGUUCCCUGAGCACUACGCCAACGCCAUACCCUACGGCACCUCAAGUUCUACCUCGAUGCCACAUUCUCAAGGCGAGGAUAAGAAGCAGCAGAAGCCAAUGCAAGUCGUCGAAUCACCGGCCGCAGCACGUAAACUGCUCUUCGAAUUCCUUCAACCUGAUACUCCCCUGAUUGGCCAUGCCAUCGACAAUGACCUCAACGUUUGCAGGAUAAUUCACCCAACUAUCAUCGACACAGUGAUCUUAUAUCCAGCCCCGAGGGGUGGUCUCCCCAAUCGCCAGAGCCUCAAGAACCUCGCUCGCAAGUACCUCGACCGUGACAUCCAGACUGGCGGUGAUAAGGGCCACGAUUCGAAGGAGGACUCCAUUGCUACUGGCGAGUUGGUGCGGGCCGCACUGGGUGAAAGAUGGAAGAAUUGGAGGCACAAGGGUUGGCAUUUUGAAGACAACGAGUUGGUUCCGCCGCCUAGUCAAGGGUUGAACCUUGCUGGGCUUGAACAGAAGAGGAAGCACACAUCUUCUCCAUGA